Messenger RNA from Kuraishia capsulata CBS 1993, 2253 nucleotides. RefSeq lists its product as uncharacterized. The record is from RefSeq and is a predicted model, not a curated record. The coding region runs from base 1 to 2253 and encodes 750 amino acids. NCBI's taxonomy places the organism in Eukaryota, Fungi, Ascomycota, Pichiomycetes, Pichiales, Pichiaceae. Gene Ontology annotation, molecular function: protein binding. The transcript has a single exon.
AUGGCUGCUACCUGUGAGGGUGACGUGUACAUUCACAACCUGGCCACGUUCAUUAGAAGCCAUGAGAGACAAUUGGCCAACGCUCUCGUGGCAUACAAGAAGCCUGCGAAAGGCUCUUCUGCUAACGGGGCUGCUUCCAAGCCUGUGAGGCUGUCUCUGACGUUACAUCAUCUCUACUAUUUGCUAGAGCGGUUUCAUGAGCUUGGUAUGUCGGUGGGACCAUUGAAUAUACGUUUGGAUAACAUCGACAACCCGGAUGCACCGAUCAACUACGUUUCUUUCCUUUCUGAGUUCCACAGGAACCAGUCCAUAGCCUCAGAUGCCCAGUCAAUUCACUCCAUCUCUAGUGUGAAGUCUGUGAUGUCCAGCGUGUCUGCUCUGUGGGGAGUGAUGGGGUCUUAUGGUUCAGGAAAAGGAAAGGACUCCAUCACUGCAGAUUUGAAAUACCUAUACUCGGCUUUUACGAAACUCCCGUGCCUGAGAAUUGCCCCUGACUUGAAGGCAAAACUCAUAGAAGGACACGAAGAGUACCCUUUCGAUACUACCGUGCCCAUCAAGAUCUUCAAGAAGCUAUCUGUACUUGAGAUAUCAGAGUUGGAUCCCAAGGAAGUGUAUGGAUGGAAUGUACUAAGUGAGGUGGUGAAGUUCCUGGUAAUCAAAAAGGCAAAUAUAUCCGAUCCGGUGGAAAUUCUGGUGGAACUGGUUGAUGACGAUCUCUCAAGAAGAGGGUCUUCCGUUGAAGAGGAUGAGGAACAAGCAAUCUCAAUUUCUUCUCCCCAACUGACCAGCCAGCCUGCUCAUCACUAUUAUCCUCCUGGUCACAGCCAUCAUCAUACCCUAUCUCUUAGCACAUCUUCACCAUCAUAUUCUCAGCAUUUGCAUCAACCUCCCGUCGCACCCCACCAUGUUCAAGCUUUCCCAUCCUCGUUGCCUGACUCCACUUCUUCCUCCUUUCCCCGCUCAAAAUCAAUGUUGAACGAAGAAACGAGCGACUCAAGACCUCAAAGAUCUGGCUCUGCUGGUCGCAGAAUGCGUACCAGUCUUUAUUAUCAUUCUUCAACUCGUCGCUUGGCCAGAUCUGAUUCCACUGUGAUAUCCUCGACAUCCCCGCCUGCUGCUCUCGACCCGAUUCAUUUGUCGACUGGACAAGCAACGUUCACUACGGAAGAGCCCGAGUCUGCUCAAAAAUCCAAUUCCAGGUGGAAGGGUUUGAGGCAUCUUUCGUUCGCAGAGAACAGAAUCUCCCACAUAAGCCCGUGGAGUUUUGACAGUCUGGUGAAUCUUUCGUCGCUGGAUCUUUCGAACAAUUUGCUGAUAGCUGUUCCUGAGGCCAUUGCUAAGCUGGGAAGUCUGAAAUCGUUGAACUUGUCCAGUAAUCAGCUGACAUCCACGAAGGGCUUUCCCAAGGGUCUUUCGAAGCUUGCGGUUCUGAACUUGAGAUACAAUGCGAUCAACAGUCUCGAGUCUCUGGAUAACCUCAUAGGACUGGAAAAGUUGGACCUGAGGCAUAACAAACUGAAGACUAUGGUUGAACUGAAGCCAUUGCUCACAAGGACCAAGGCCGAGCUACACUUGUCGAUGUUGAACUUGGUUGGAAAUCCCCUAGUCAACAAGAGAGGUUAUAGAGUAGAGUUGUUCAAUCUUUUCAAUGGAAUUGAUCCUCUGAAUACUAUUCACAUUGAUGGUUCGCGACCCGGUCUCUUUGAGUCUCGGUUGUUGCUAGAUCCGAAAGGUGCCCACGCAAAUCUUGUGAAGUUCAUGGAUGGACCAAUGAUCUCCCAAAUUACUGAGGGCAUAUCGUCCUUGAAACUGGGAUCCAGGAAGUUGAGUGAGUCCAAGCCAGCAAAUGAGUCGCAGGAGCCGCAAUUGUUACCCCCUAUCAAGACCGACUCGGAAUCUUCUAACUCGGUUCUGCAGGCCAACAAAAACAUUGUUAAUACCCCCGGUCCUGUGAUACCCUCAUCUGUCUAUACUACCGCGCCCACCAACGAGUUGGCACCAGUGCUGCCUCCAAUCAAGACAUUCCUGAACAAUGGAAACAACACAAAUAUCUCGAUAUCUGCACUUUUGAACCCGAUGGAUCCGGUAGCCGAUGAUAAGCCGGAGUCGAAAGUCUCUACUUCAGCAGAUGAGAACAGGUCACCCACCCUCCUCAUGUCCAGGAGUAAGCCGGCUAGUCCCGCUUUCUCAACCCCAAACUCAACUCCCAAUAUGGUAGUGGGGCAGUCUGUUGGGGCUGAUGUGGCUAGCUGA